AUGGCAAAAUCAGUUUUAAUUUCUCUUCUUCUCGCUUUAUUUUCCGUACAUUAUGUUGCGGGACAGGCGUGUCCAACUGGAUUCAAGUUGGUCAAUUCGAACAAAUGCUUGAGAGUUUUCACGAAUAAGUUGAAGCAUAUGGAGGCUGAGACAGAUUGUAAGUAUAUUGGAGGAACAAUGGUCACCGUGAAGACUGCUAUCGUGAGUUUCCGUCUUUUAGUCACGUUUAACACAUAG
Caenorhabditis remanei is the source of this 237-nucleotide messenger RNA. RefSeq lists its product as uncharacterized. Bases 1 to 237 code for a protein of 78 amino acids. The record is from RefSeq and is a predicted model, not a curated record. NCBI's taxonomy places the organism in Eukaryota, Metazoa, Nematoda, Chromadorea, Rhabditida, Rhabditidae. The transcript has a single exon.